UUCCUCUGCGUGCCGUGACGUAGCGCGGCUGCGGGCCGCCGACGCAGGGCUGGGUUUCCAUUUUCAUUACCAGAGAGGCUUGGGGAACAACAACAUGGAGCCGGAUAUUGAGGACAAAACGUUGGAGCUUAUGUGCUCUGUGCCUCGCUCUCUCUGGCUCGGCUGCUCCUCGGUGGCAGAGAGCUUGUGUGCACUGAGGUGUCUACAGAGCAUGCCCAGGGGCCACAAUCAGAACACCUCGGUCAUGGAGCCUCAGAACGAGCUCUCCCCAAAGAAGACCUCUGUGCACCUGGGAAAGAUCAGCAACGGGCCAGUGACAGGAUCCAGAAAGAGGCCGUCGGAGGGCAACUACGAGAAGGAAAAGGACGUCUGCAUCCAGCUGUUCGACCAGUGGUCCGAGGCCGACCAGGUGGAGUUUGUGGAACACUUGAUCUCUCGCAUGUGCCACUAUCAGCACGGCCACAUCAACUCCUACCUCAAACCCAUGCUGCAGAGAGACUUCAUCACCGCGCUGCCCGCCCAGGGUCUGGACCACAUCGCGGAGAACAUCCUGUCGUUCCUGGAUGCGCGGUCGCUGUGCGCGGCUGAGCUGGUGUGUAAGGAGUGGCAGCGCGUCAUCUCUGAGGGCAUGUUGUGGAAGAAGCUCAUCGAGCGCAUGGUCCGCACAGAUCCCCUGUGGAAGGGCCUUUCCGAGAGGCACCAGUGGGAAAAAUAUCUGUUCAAGAAUCGCACGACAGAAGUUCCGCCAAACUCAUACUACCACUCUCUGUACCCCAAAAUCAUCCAGGACAUCGAGACGAUCGAGGCGAACUGGCGAUGUGGGAGGCACAACCUGCAGAGAAUCCAGUGUCGCUCGGAGAACAGUAAGGGAGUCUAUUGCCUGCAGUAUGACGAUGAGAAGAUCAUCAGCGGGCUCAGGGACAACUCCAUCAAGAUCUGGGACAAGCAGACCCUGGAGUGCUUGAAGGUUCUGACGGGACACACGGGCUCAGUGCUGUGCCUGCAGUAUGACGAGAGGGUCAUCGUCACCGGCUCCUCUGACUCAACCGUCCGGGUAUGGGACGUGAGCUCUGGAGAGGUGCUUAACACCCUCAUCCACCACAACGAAGCUGUUCUGCACCUGCGCUUCUGCAAUGGGCUGAUGGUCACUUGUUCCAAGGACCGCUCCAUCGCUGUGUGGGACAUGGCCUCGCCCACCGACAUCAGCCUGCGCCGCGUGCUAGUCGGACACCGCGCUGCCGUCAACGUGGUCGACUUUGACGACAAGUACAUCGUCUCCGCCUCCGGGGACCGCACCAUCAAGGUGUGGAGCACCAGCACAUGCGAGUUUGUCCGGACCUUGAAUGGACACAAGCGGGGCAUCGCGUGCCUGCAGUAUAGGGACAGGCUGGUCGUCAGCGGUUCUUCCGACAACACUAUCCGUCUGUGGGACAUCGAGUGUGGGGCAUGUUUACGUGUACUGGAGGGCCAUGAAGAGCUGGUCCGCUGCAUUCGCUUCGACAACAAGAGGAUUGUCAGCGGGGCAUAUGACGGGAAGAUCAAAGUGUGGGACCUGCAAGCUGCUCUGGACCCAAGAGCCCCAGCCAGCACGCUUUGUCUGCGUACACUGGUGGAGCAUUCUGGCCGCGUUUUCCGGCUGCAGUUCGACGAGUUCCAAAUCAUCAGCAGUUCUCACGACGACACUAUCCUCAUCUGGGACUUUCUGAACGUUUCACCGAACGGCCAGACAGAGGGCCGAUCGCCUUCACGCACCUACACGUACAUCUCCAGAUAGCAGGAUGAAUAUGGCGGCAGGCGCGGUGUGUCCUGGAAGGUUUGUCUGGUGAUUGGCUGUGUCUGUGUGGGAGAUGGGAGGCCAGCGAGUGGACAUAGCCUCCUCCUCCUCCUACUCCUCCUCCUCCUCCUCCUCGCUCCCCUUCUCUACCUUCUCUCCCACAGUCUGGGUGUCUCUCAGCCCUUGUAUCUGCCCCACAAACAGAGCCUGGCCCCCCCUCCACACCCACAUGCACACACACACACUCACGCACGCACGCACACACACACACACACUCAGUGGGGGGGCUGCAAGGCUCCCAGACUGAGUGAGCGUGGGGCAGGUGCCACCACAGCGCCAGUGAAGGGGCUGGGGGGCGGGGGUUCGGGAGGGGCUUCUCUGUUCUGAGUUCCGGUCCUAAGAUGCGCAGUGUCAAGACUUCCUGUGUCUGGACAUCCUGUUGUGGCACAAAGGGACACAGACCCCCCAUGGAGACCCUGCAUGUGCCCAGCAUCUCAUGCUGCCCCCCCCCCCACGUCUUUACCUCCCCCUUUUUUUAAAUUCCAAAAUGUCUUUUUCUUUGUAAUAUUGUACUAAACAUUGUAGUUUCUCGCUUUCCCAUAAUUCCCCCCCCUUUCUCUUUCAUUCUUGCUGUCUGCCUGCUUAGGUUUUCAACGGUCUGUAUCUUGGAGCUGAAUUUAGCUGUAAACAGAAUUUGUCUUGUCAGAAAUUGUGUUGUAUAUUGAAAUGAUUUUUUUAAAGAAAAAAAAACACAUUAUUAAGAAUAAAGUACUUGACUGUGA
Brienomyrus brachyistius is the source of this 2556-nucleotide messenger RNA. RefSeq names its product F-box and WD repeat domain containing 11b (gene fbxw11b). The record is from RefSeq and is a predicted model, not a curated record. Lineage: Eukaryota; Metazoa; Chordata; Actinopteri; Osteoglossiformes; Mormyridae. Gene Ontology annotation, molecular function: protein dimerization activity. The transcript has 14 exons. Bases 95 to 1774 code for a protein of 559 amino acids.